Trichophyton rubrum CBS 118892 is the source of this 486-nucleotide messenger RNA. RefSeq lists its product as uncharacterized. The record is from RefSeq and is a predicted model, not a curated record. NCBI's taxonomy places the organism in Eukaryota, Fungi, Ascomycota, Eurotiomycetes, Onygenales, Arthrodermataceae. The coding region runs from base 1 to 486 and encodes 161 amino acids. The transcript has a single exon.
AUGGCAAUUCCAAGUUCCUUUUGUCGUGCAAUUAUCUUCCUUAUUUCUUCAACACCAGUAUCCUGUUCACCUAUGAUUUGUUUUUGCAGUUGUAGGACACCUUCGUUAUCCAGCUCCCGCGUGCGGUUAGUCUCUUUCCCCAGGAUCCGUCCACCCUUAACUGCAGAUUUUCUACUCCCUGUAGCUGCAUCUAUACCCAAAAGGGCCUGUUUAUCUGGAAUGGAAGCCACAGCUGAGUCCAGUUUGUUCUUGGCAGCCAUAGAGUUUAGUAGGUCCUCUAGCGCAUCUUUUUCUUUUCUAGCGCUGGUAAGCAGGUCUUUACGUCGGCGAAUUUCUCCUUCUCCAAGUUUUGAGCCGCUCCAGGCAGAAUUCCCGGAUAUAUUCUUCAACCCUUCUUCCAAGGCCCCCAGUAAAGUACCAGUUCUCACAAGGCUGCCCUUGGCGGAUGCGGAGCAUUCAUGUUGUUUCUGGGGAGUUGAAGAUUGA